AUGAUAUUAGCCAAGCAUACACUUUUGAUGUUUCAAAUCAUCGCCUGUACGACAGGUUUAAUGACGAAUGCCAGAAGUAAAAGAUCACCCGCUGAUAGUUUCUCGUUUUUUGGAUUAAGGCCAUUUUCAGUACAAAGUCCUAUUUCACGUGCUCAACAGUCUUUGAGUAGUUUCGGUCAAUUAUUUACCUCACCUCUACAUCGGCAUACAAACGAAGAAAAUUUGUAUAAACCAGUAAAAGUUUUAAGUGUUAUUAACAACGAUGAAAGAAGCCAUUAUGACAUACAAACCAAUGCAUCACCGAUUCGAAAUCCGUAUUUAAAAGCAAACACGGAAGAUUCAUUUUCAGGUGAUUUAAUAAAAUCCAAUAUAGUAGAUGAAUAUAUUGAAUCGAAAAAAGCUGAUAAAAUUAGAAAUGUACAAAUAAUUAAUGAAAACAAAAAGAAUAACAAGGAUAAUAUUACAAGUAAUUCAUCUGAGCAAUUCUUGGAGCUCGAUCAAGAAUUGAUAAACUCCAUAUUUCAAACGACAACUGAAGACAAUAUAGAUUAUACAACAGGCACUUAUGAUGAAAAUAACACUACCACAGAUGAACUCCUGCGCAUUCCCGCUGCAGCUGUUGCUACUCUUUUAGGAAAAUAA
This is a messenger RNA of Arctia plantaginis, 642 nucleotides long. NCBI's taxonomy places the organism in Eukaryota, Metazoa, Arthropoda, Insecta, Lepidoptera, Erebidae. The record is from the annotation of a GenBank genome assembly.